AUGGAUCUCCAAAUCAGCAAGCCUCUGACCCUCAAAUGCGGUCUCACGCUGCCCAAUCGCCUCGUCAAGGCCGCCAUGACUGAGCAGCUAGCCGAUAGAUCCCACCUCCCCACGCCAACCUUCCUUCGCGUCUACGAGGCCUGGGCCGCCGGCGGCUGGGGCCUCGUCCUCACCGGCAACGUCCAGGUCGACGAGGUCCACCUCGGCGGGCCUCGCGACACGGCCGUCAGCUCGGCCGUCGAGACCUCGACCGUUCUCGCCAGUUUCAAGGAGUGGGCCGCCGUCUGCAACACCCACGGCACCCCGACCGUCGUCCAGAUCAACCAUCCGGGCCGCCAGUCACCCCCGGGUGCCGGCGACAGGGGCUUCUUUGCCAAGACCCUGGCCCCUAGCGCCGUCCCGCUGCGCCUCGGCGACGAUCUCAUCUCGCGCGCCCUGAGCGCCGUCGCCUUUGGCACGCCCAAGGCCAUGUCUGUCGCCGAUAUCAAGGAGGUCGUCAGGCGGUUCGCCGAGACGGCGCGCAUUUCGGCCGAGGCAGGGUUCCAGGGCGUACAGGUGCACGGCGCCCACGGCUAUCUGGUCGCACAGUUCCUCUCGGCCAAGACCAACACGCGAACAGACGAAUACGGCGGCUCGCCCGCCAAGAGGGCGCGGUUCGCUGUCGAGAUCAUCGACGCCAUCAGGGCCGUGGUGCCCAAGGAAUUCUGCGUCGGCAUCAAGCUCAACUCGGUCGAUCACCAGAGCGAGGCAGAGCUUGGCGACUGCGUUGAGCAGCUCAAGCUCAUCACGCAGGCUGGCGUCGAUUUCAUCGAGGUCAGCGGCGGCACGUAUGAGGACCCAACGAUGAAUCUUGGCCCCAGUGCUGUCGAAGGCAAGUCGGAGCGCACCAAAGCCCGCGAGGCCUUCUUCCUCGACUUUGCGGCUGCCAUUCGCGAUCAGUUCCCCGACGUGCCGCUCGUUGUCACUGGCGGCUUCCGCACGCGGCAGGGCAUGGAGAGCGCUGUCCGCGAGGGCGGUUGCGAUGCCGUCGGCAUUGGCCGACCGGCGGUGCUAAACCCGUCGCUGCCGGUGAACACAGUGUUCAACAAGGAGGUCGAUGAUGCGUCGGCGAAGGUGUACGCGAAGAAGGUUGAAACGCCGUGGUUUCUCCAGAAGAUUGGCAUGAAGAACGUCGGCGCGGGCAUCGAGACGGCUUGGUAUGCAAAGGCCAUGCGCGAUAUGGACGCUACGAAGGCGUCGAUUUAA
Messenger RNA from Verticillium alfalfae VaMs.102, 1245 nucleotides. RefSeq names its product NADPH dehydrogenase. The transcript has 3 exons. Lineage: Eukaryota; Fungi; Ascomycota; Sordariomycetes; Glomerellales; Plectosphaerellaceae. The record is from RefSeq and is a predicted model, not a curated record. The coding region runs from base 1 to 1245 and encodes 414 amino acids. Gene Ontology annotation, molecular function: oxidoreductase activity; FMN binding.